UGGCGCUGCUGCUCCUUCCCGCGACGGCAGACGGGCAGCUCCGAGCCGGGCGGGGGAAAGCGGCGGACCCACUCCUUGCUGCUGCUGCUGCUGCUGUUGCUGCUGUCACCGGAGCCGCGCAGCGCCAUGGUCUCCUGGAUCAUCUCCAGGCUAGUGGUGCUUGUAUUUGGCACUCUUUAUCCUGCGUAUUACUCAUACAAAGCUGUAAAAUCAAAGGAUAUUAAAGAAUACGUAAAAUGGAUGAUGUAUUGGAUCAUAUUUGCACUCUUCACAACAGCAGAGACAUUCACGGACAUUUUCCUUUGCUGGUUUCCAUUUUAUUACGAACUCAAAAUAGCUUUUGUAGCUUGGCUGUUGUCUCCUUACACGAAGGGCUCCAGCCUCCUGUAUAGGAAAUUUGUGCACCCCACACUGUCCUCGAAAGAAAAGGAAAUAGAUGACUGCCUAGUCCAAGCAAAAGAUCGAAGCUAUGAUGCCCUGGUGCAUUUUGGGAAGCGGGGGCUAAAUGUUGCAGCCACAGCUGCUGUGAUGGCAGCUUCCAAGAUUUCCCAGCUCCCUCAGUUUCUCUUGUAUUUGGACCUGAAAGAAGGGCAGGGCCAGGGAGCUCUGUCGGAGAGGCUCCGCAGCUUCAGCAUGCAGGAUCUCACCACAAUUAGGGGAGAGAGCAGCAGCAGCACUGUGAGUCCACCUCCUCCUGCCCCCUCAGUUUCAGCGCGAACAAGUAGCAAGCAGAGCCACCCCAAAACGUCCAAAAGUGCAUCAGAAAGUAUUGGACGCUCAGUUUGUGCAUGUGGUUCGGUUUGCCGCAUUGUCCAAGUGGUUGAACUAGAGGUUGAGGCAGAGAGUGAAAGGCCACCUGAGGCAAACUGUGAACCAACGGAAGUUGUGUUCUCAGAUGAUGAAGAGAACGACUCAUUGGAUGGCACAUCCAAGGCUAGAACACCUAAAAAGAAGGAUCCCGUCAUUGAGGCACCGCCUAGGAGCCUUAGACCUCGUUUCAGGAAAAAAAGUACCUCAUCUUCGACCACUGAAACCAUGUGAGCGUGAUGAGCCAUUAGCACCGAGAUCCACGGAAUGUCUUUCUUCUGCCUUAAAAGAUCUACUCCGAUAAUAAUGUAGGGGGGAAAACAGUGGUGAGAUGGAUGUGCUUUUGAUAUGGCCUUUCUCGCUUCCCUUUCCGUUUGCUGUGGGUCCCCUGACCGUUUCUGUGGCACUGCAAACCCAGAAGGCAAAAGCAACCCCCCUGGAUUUCUUUGCAGAGUAGCAGUUCUUUCAGCUAUACUAGUGAGGCUGUACCGGUACAUUUGUAAUUACUCCUUACAUCAGCUUAGUUUUUAGCUCUGUGAGUGCAACCAGGAAAAUAAUUAUUCACCUGUUAUAAAUACUUGGAUCCAUCCUAUUUAUUUUGGGCUUCAUCAUGUAUAGAGUGGCAGGGGCCACAGAUUUUUCUACCCAAGCUUUCUCCAUCUUAUCUUUAUUACAGGACUGUGAAUGAUAUGACAAAUCAUGAAUUCUUUUCACUGUACAGGUGUUAGACAUGAGCUUAAUCGCCGCCGCCACCCUGUAAAUUUUAUUUAUUGUAACUCAGAUACUGUGUGUACUCCUGAAAAAAUAGAGCCAGAGGAUUUUAGAGAAGGAGGAACUCACAGAUGUGUGCACACACAUACACACAUGUACGUAUUAUCACAAAAUAUGGGAGCAGAGGCACUUUGCUUUGUCGACAGUGACUGGCUGAGGUUGACGUCCUAAGCAUAUUUACCCGGAGGAAAGUCAUGCUGAAAUCAAUCAGACUUUGUAAACAGAAUUAGGAUGGCAUUGUUAAGUAUGUUAUGCAUAAAAGAAACUAACAUUAUAACUCUUGGCCAACUUAAUGAACAUGCCUACAGCAUGCAGUCAUAAUAAAUGCUAGGAGGUAAACCAGAAUCACAUUAGCAAAGUGUGGGUUGGCCUAUGCGAAAGUCAGCCAUGUCUGCACAUGGGAUUUUAAUCCUAACAUUUUCCCACCAGGUAUGUAGGCAUUUCUUUCAGAGAAAGAUAGUGGAAGACUGUAACCAAACUCCUUCACGUAAUGCAAAGAUUUUGGCUGUAGUUAGCUUCACAAUAGUCUGUAGAUCCCACUGUGCGUUUGUAAUUUUAGAGAGGUACAAAAUGAGGAAACAGUACUAGGAUUUGUGUAUUUGUGCUUCAGAUUGGUGUCUCUUGUAAGUGUUGAGCAUGUAAAAUCUAAUUCUGUAGACAAUUGUAUGUGUUAAUUAGAAUAUUUAAUAUUGUAGAAUAUAAAAGAUCUUGCCACUGAGAUCAGAUGGGUAGAUUACAAAUGAUACUACUGACCUCCUUCAUGUGUAGCAGGGAUUUAGGUGGCUGUGUUUCAGGUUCCAAGAUUAGCACUAUGAAAUGUCUGUUAAAUAUUUUUGUUUUGGGUUUAAGAAUCCAUAUCCUAGCCUCCCUUCAUGCUUCUUAAUGUUAAUUUGGAACUUCUUAAAUUUUUUGUAAAGCCUUAAAAAUCCAACCAUUGCAUAAGCAUGUAUCAGCACGGUUACUGCUGUGCAAGAAAAUAAAAACAGAUGCCUCCAACAGUUACCAUAUUUGGAUCCGUUGCCAUUUCAGUCAACAAAUGAAUAAUUUAGAUGGCAGCUAGAAAAUAUUCAGUUGUUGCACAAAAGCUCGAUUUUGGGGGAGUUCAGCUAGCAUAUUUGUUGAGCAGUUUUUUUGAAGUCCGUAUACAUUCACGCACAGAAUUCAAAGUUGUCUGCGACAUCAGCAAAAUGACAUUAUCUUGCAAGCAGGUAACUUUUGCCAAUAUAUACCGCUAUGUGUGACAGAAUAAAAUGAAAAAGUGGCAAUUUUGUAUUUAAUUAUGCCAAAAAGACACAUUUGUAAAUUUAUCCUCAUAUGCUCAUUCUACCUAAAGCGAACCGAUGUCUAUCUGACCUGCUGUUUUACUGACAAGUAUGACUGUUCUGGACUUCCUGUUGUUUAGUGCUAAGGUGAAACUCUCUGAAUUGCCUUAUCUCUCAAAUUAAAUUCACUGUAAGAAAAAAAACCACUGGUAAUUGUGCUAAUCAAUCAGUUGAACUGUGUUAUCUGUGUAUAGAUCAGUGAGAAACAUGAAUGGCUAAGUAAGUGUAGCACUUAUGUUCCAUAUAUUUUUAAAAUCUGCAAUACAAUGGAAGCAGGUUGUUUGCAGCCUUGGCCGAGACAUGUGCAUCAAAACAUAUCAGCUUCUAGCAUUUUGAACACUCAAGACUUGUACUCUCUACCAAUUUACUAGGGCUAUCCAUUUUAUUUCCAGUAGAAGGCUCCAAUAUAAUUUUAUUUCAUGUACACAUUGGGGAUUAAUAUGUUCUACUGUCUUGCUUUGAUUCUCUAGUCUUACCUCCUCGGACCAAUACUGGGGGUCAGCUUUGCAUAGCCAACUUUAGCUUCCACAAUGCUGUUUCUGCCGAUUUUUGUUUUUGCGUUACAGAUGUAGAACAAUGGAACAGAGGUGGGCUUUGGUACUCUUUGGUAACAGGGCGUCCUGCAAGAGCCCCAGAUUUGGUGCCCCCAAGUAGUUCUUCUCAAUUUUGUACCUACUCGGCUCAUUGCCCUGUGUCGGGGAACUGCCUGCAUCACCCCAAAUCUAGUGCUACAUAGAAUUAUAGUGUUAGAAGGGACCCCAGGGAGAGAACAGUGAGCCACACAAGGAGCAAUGUAAGACUGUGGUUCUCCAGCACAAUACUGUUUCUGUUGCUACAAUUCUAGUACAGUAUUAUAAAGCUAUGGGGAGGGUUCCCAAACAUGUAACUGUAAAAUGUUCUUUAUUGUAGGAAAAUAGCCAACUUCACAAGAGAACAGACUAUCAUGGCUUAGUUGCGUAUGCCCACGUAUCAGUACUGAUCUAAUUACCAAAGUUUCUCACCCUUCACUAUUCAUGAGGAUAGACCAUAGCUCAACAGUUGAGCACAUGCUUUGGUUCCUUCUACCUGCAAGUUCCCGUUUCAAUCCCUGGCGGCUCCAGUUUAUGUUCAUGUGACAUACCUCUGCCGCAGACUCUGGAGAGCUGCUGCCUGCCAGUGUAGACAGCACUGAGUCUACUCUGGUAUGAGGCACAGGGUCAGACUAGAUGAUGCUCAGGGUACCUUUCAACUCUACAAUUCUGUGAAGUCAGACCAUUGGCCUAUCCAGCCAAUGGCUGGUGGCAGCAGAAAAAAAUAUUUUAUUUCAGUGUAAAUCAAAGAACUUCACCAGUCAGUUUUAAAACUAAAACACUGGGGGGGGGGGGGGAAUGCUGAACAUAAAGUUGGGAUGCUCUCUAGCCAGUUGUAAACAACCUGCUACCUUCAAGCUGUACUCUGCAAGAUAAUUGUACUCUUAAGUAGCUGAUACAUGUACUUGUGCCUAAAUGCUUGUUAAUUAGUCUCUUUUGCAGUUUUUUUUUUGCGAGUACCUGCUUUGCACUUGGCACACUAUUUGAAAUUGUCAAGAGCACUGUAUUUUAGAAAGUAACACAAGUAGCCAAUAUCUGAGGCUGGUAAUGGGUCACUUAAUAUUGUUUGUUUCCACUGAUCCAUAGCAAAGACAUGCUAGGCUAGAACGUUUAAAAAUGCAUUGUAAGAUCACAUACUACAACAGUAUUCCAAAGGUCAAUGUUUUGUUAUAAUGCUUGAUAUACAUCUUGAAAAUAAAGUCUUAAAUUUUUCUUUUAAAAA
Molecule: messenger RNA, 4691 nt
Organism: Lacerta agilis (Sand lizard)
Lineage: Eukaryota; Metazoa; Chordata; Lepidosauria; Squamata; Lacertidae
Gene: REEP1
Product: receptor accessory protein 1
Exons: 10
Coding region: 127-1041 (304 amino acids)
Biological process (GO): endoplasmic reticulum tubular network organization
Cellular component (GO): cytoplasmic microtubule; endoplasmic reticulum tubular network; endoplasmic reticulum membrane
Molecular function (GO): microtubule binding
Source: RefSeq, a predicted model, not a curated record